Mercurialis annua (annual mercury) is the source of this 1854-nucleotide messenger RNA. RefSeq names its product probable polygalacturonase. Gene Ontology annotation, biological process: carbohydrate metabolic process. The transcript has 5 exons. NCBI's taxonomy places the organism in Eukaryota, Viridiplantae, Streptophyta, Magnoliopsida, Malpighiales, Euphorbiaceae. Gene Ontology annotation, molecular function: polygalacturonase activity. Bases 369 to 1712 code for a protein of 447 amino acids. The record is from RefSeq and is a predicted model, not a curated record.
CAAAUCUAGGAAAGUAAAAGAUAGGGUCAUAACGGAAAAAUAAUAAUUAAGUAAAGCAACCAAUAAUAAAAGCACUCAUCAAUAACCACAGCAGCAGAGCAAGCCAGCACGCACUUCACGGCCACGCAUCUUUUAAUUAAAUCAGCUCACUGCUACCUCAUUCUUACACUCCUCCAUUGAACACAAACACUUGCAGACAAAUCUCCUCUUUUUACGCUCAUUUUUCUUUAAUUUACACUCUUCAUCUUCUUCCUUCUCUUCUCUUUGUUCCACUUCCAGAUCUACCAUUUUUUUAUUCUUUACUUCUGUAUUUUUCCUCUUGUACACUACACUCAUCUUUAUUUAUUUCAAAUUACAAAAUUACCAAAAUGUCCUCGUUCUUGCUACUCAUUUGUCUCGGCUUUUCCGUUUUCGUAAUGUUUUUCAGUCAUUAUGCAGCUGCCGGAGUAGUAACAUGCUCUGGGAUAGUACCGAUGAAGUACAGGUACGAUAAGAUAUCCAUAACGGACUUCGGAGGUGUCGGUGACGGUAAAACGGUGAAUACAAAAGCGUUUAGAGAAGCGAUUUAUCGGAUUCAACAUUUAAGAAGAAGUGGCGGCACGCUUCUUUAUAUACCUCCCGGUGUUUAUUUGACCGGAAGUUUUAAUUUAACUAGUCGUAUGACUCUUUACUUGGCUAGAGAUGCUGUUAUUAAGGCUGUUCAGGAUACUGGGAACUGGCCUUUGAUUGCUCCUUUACCUUCUUAUGGAAGAGGAAGAGAGCGUCCUGGUGACAGGUAUAUGAGCUUUAUUCAUGGAAAUGGACUGCAUGAUGUGGUGAUAACAGGUGAGAAUGGGACAAUUGAUGGGCAAGGAGAUAUCUGGUGGAACAUGUGGAGGCAGAGAACUCUCCAAUUUACAAGACCUAAUAUUAUUGAGUUCGUAAAUUCAAGAAGCAUAAUCAUAUCUAAUGUGAUUCUCAAGAACUCUCCCUUUUGGAACAUUCAUCCUGUUUAUUGCAGCCAUGUUGUUGUUCGGUUUGUUACGAUAUUGGCUCCACGUGAUUCUCCCAAUACUGAUGGAAUUGAUCCAGACUCGAGCUCUGAUGUCUGCAUAGAAGAUUCAUUCAUCUCCACAGGAGAUGAUCUCGUAGCUAUUAAAAGCGGGUGGGACGAAUAUGGGAUUGCUUAUGGUCGGCCAAGUUCUCGCAUCACAAUCCGUAGGAUAACAGGAUCGUCUCCAUUUGCCGGAAUUGCAGUUGGAAGUGAGACCUCUGGUGGAGUAGAGCAUGUCUUGGCGGAAAACAUAAACCUCUAUGAUAUGGGAGUCGGUCUACAUGUGAAAACAAACAUCGGAAGGGGAGGGUUCAUACGAAACAUCACAUUUUCCGAUGUUUACAUGGAAAAUGCACGAAAGGGGAUAAAAAUUGCAGGAGAUGUUGGAGAUCACCCAGAUGAAAAUUACAACCCAAAUGCUCUCCCAGUUGUUAAAAACAUCAUAUUUAAAAGUAUUUGGGGUGAGAAGGUUCUUCAACCAGGUUCCAUACAAGGCCUGAAGAACUCUCCGUUCACCGGUAUUAAUCUGUGCAACAUCAACCUUCACGGUGUGCCAGGGCCUAGAUCUACUCCAUGGAAAUGCUCCGAUAUAAGUGGGGCUGCUCUUCAGGUAAGCCCAUGGCCAUGCUCUGAGCUAGCUUCCACAAAUCGGAUAAAUUCUUGCUCUGAUCAUAUUUAAGAUUAUGCAAUUUAUUUCAUCUCUAUUUUAAAUAUUUAUUGUUGAAAAUCAAAAAGAACAUCCGAUUUCCCAUAUGCAACUCUACUUGCAGUGUAUGUAUAACUUAUGAAGUAAUAAAUAAUAAGAACCUGAAUUGUAGAAA